Molecule: messenger RNA, 1323 nt
Organism: Aspergillus fischeri NRRL 181
Lineage: Eukaryota; Fungi; Ascomycota; Eurotiomycetes; Eurotiales; Aspergillaceae
Product: class I SAM-dependent methyltransferase
Exons: 3
Coding region: 1-1323 (440 amino acids)
Cellular component (GO): mitochondrion
Molecular function (GO): protein-arginine omega-N symmetric methyltransferase activity
Source: RefSeq, a predicted model, not a curated record
AUGCAUUGGCUCAAACGGGGGGAUUAUCCCAGGGAUAUUGAGGAGGAAUUAAAGACAUAUCCGCUUGUCACUGCGAAAGAUCUGCGGAACCGUCGCGAGCGCCCGCGGCAAGUGAAGAUGUUGACGAGAGAAUUUAUUGACGAUAGUUUGUAUAAUCCUCAUUACGGUUAUUUCUCGAAACACGCGACCAUCUUCAGCCCCGGCGAGCCGUUUGAUUUCAAUAACAUCGAAGACGGGCCGGCAUUCCAUCGCAUGCUCGGAGAGCGGUAUACAGAAUUCGAAGAUAAAUUGGAUGAAACACAGCCGGACGUGGCCCGUCAACUGUGGCAUACUCCCACCGAACUGUUCCGCCCUUAUUACGGGGAGACAGUCGCUCGAUACUUGGUGUCAAACUAUAAAUUGACAUUGUAUCCCUAUCAUGACCUGAUCAUAUACGAGAUGGGAGCCGGCAACGGUACAAUGAUGAUCAACAUUUUGGAUUUUAUCCGGGAUACAGAUUACGAAGUAUACCAGCGAACCAAGUUCAAGAUCAUUGAGAUCUCGCCCGCACUCGCGAGCCUGCAGAUGAAGAAUCUGACCGAUUCGGUGAAUGCAGCUGGGCAUAUGGACCAUGUUGAAAUCAUCAACCGAUCCAUCUUUGACUGGGAUACCUAUGUACAUUCGCCUUGCUUCUUUCUCGCGUUGGAGGUGUUUGAUAAUUUCUCUCACGAUGCGAUUCGAUAUGACUGCAAGACGGAACUUCCCCAACAAGGCGGCGUGCUGAUUGAUGCGGACGGCGAAUUUCAUGAAUACUACAAUGCGCAACUUGACCCUGUGGCAUCUCGAUUCUUGCGCGUCAGACAGGCUGCGGCGCGUCGGCCGUUCCCGAGCCCUCUGGGCCCCAAAGCGAUUCGCCAAUUCGGCGGUUCCUUGCCCUUCCAGAGCCCUUAUACCCUUCCAGAGUACAUUCCCACUCGGCUCAUGCAGUUCUUUGAUAUCUUGGAUAGCUACUUUCCUGCACAUCGGCUGGUCGCGAGUGACUUUAGUAGUCUCCCGGAUGCUGUUCCGGGUAUCAAUGCGCCAGUGGUGCAGACACGUUACAAGAGACGAACAGUCCCAGUGUCUACCCCCUUUGUUCAUCAAGGCUACUUCGAUAUAUUCUUCCCCACCGACUUCAACGUCAUUGAGGAUCUUUACCGCGCCAUUACCGGGAAAUUGACACAGGUGAUGAGUCACGAGGACUUUGUCCGCCGUUGGGCGUAUAUAGAAGACACCGAGACGAGGAGCGGCGAGAAUCCGCUGCUGACCUGGUAUAAAAAUGCCAGCAUGCUGAUGACGGUUUAG